CAAGUGUUGUAGUACUACUACUAAAGAUCUGGUGAUAUCUGAAAAUAUCUCUGAGGUAAACGUUAUUUUCAAUGUUAUUUUGAUGUUUGAAGUUAGUCGACUCCCUGCGACGUGUUGACUCAAGUCUAAAUAUAUCUACAAUGUUUAAAAUGAAAUAUCUAGAAUUCCCAUGGUUCGAUUUUCUUCCUGUUUGGUAGUCUUCAAGACAAAAGUAUAAGCUUUAAAUCUGCUGGAAUGAUCCCGGUGAUCCCCCGGCAGUUUUCGAGAUAUUGGCUGUUGAAGUGACUAUUGUCAACUCGACGUUCGCUAAAAUGGCGUCUAAUACUUUGCGCUAUCAAGGAUGAUAUUUUCAAUAAAUAUUUGUCAAAGUGGUAAAUUAUUUUUAGAAUAUUGUUUAUAAGACUUAGGAGUUGUUUUAAUAUUUUUUUAGAAUUUAUAUCUAUGCGAUUUUCCCAUUUUUGUUGGCUUUGGCCGAAGCGUUUCAUUUUAAUAAAGGAAGUAAACAUAAUUUGUUUCGGAAUCUAACGUAAAUUGUUUUCAUUUUUGAUAGGUUAAGAUGGCUGAGGGCCCAAAAAGGGUUCACGACCCUCCGACUGGCCAAACUCCAGGAAAAAAGCCAGAAAAGAGAAGAUCUGGCGCGUCUGGAAGGUUUUUGAGGAAAUCACUUUUCCAGUCAGAUACCGAUUUAGAACAGGGUGUGGAGCAGAAGAAUCAGAAGGUAUCUAUUUAUAGUUAUUACUUAAUAUAUGUUAUUUCAUUGUUUACAGUUUGAGUGUGCACUUGUUUCAACCAACCGUUUUAAAAUGGAACUUUUCAACACCCUGAGCACUUUUUGGGUGGGCGUGUAAAGUAUUUGUACCCAAAGUUAUGGGGUGUACAGUCAGUGGCCGACAUUCACUUUUUCCGGUGGGGGGGGGGCAAAGCCUCCUACAAUUUCCGACAAAACUUUCAAAUUUCCGAUGUACCCCUCCCCACCCCCCCUCCCCCCCACCAUUUGCACUUGAAAAGACUGUUUUUAGCCCUCUUUUAGGUCAAAAUUUCUGAAAAUUGGUCAAUUUUCCAUGAAGGUGUGGGGUACGUCGAUUUCCAAGAUUUUCGCCACUGUGUACAGUUAUUAGAGAGCCUGUAUCCAUGUGGUUUAAUUAACCCGUUGAGUGGUGGCACUCUCCCCCUGACAAGUAAAAUUGUCUGACGUUAGACGAUUUUACAGAAUAAAAUAAUAAAGUAAGGCGCAAAUGGGCACAUUGACACACUGUGCAAUUCAGCAAAAUAUAUCAAGUGGCAUGAUACAGCUGUAUAAAUGAGUUGUUUGUUACGAUACACAGUGUCCUCUUAAUGAAUGUCCCUAUGAAUAUGCAUCUCAUUUGCAAGUAUUGUAUGAUUGUAUACAGAGGAUUUAAAAUUGAAUAUUUUCUAUGUGCAGGUACAAACUAUGUGGAAAGAUGAGGAAGUGUCAGCAUUGGUUGAGUAUAUUGCUUUGUAUUAUUCACCUGAUGAAAAUUCAUUCAAUGUCUGGCCAGCUGGUAAGAAUGAUGAACUUUGGGGGAAAUGUGCCGAUGCUGUUAACUGUUACAACAUCGGGAACAAGCGAUCUGGUAAGUAAAUCUGGAUUAAGUCUAAUAAUAAAAAUAUUUAUAGUACAUGUAGCUAUUAUGAACCUAUCGAUAAUUAACCUAAAAUACACCCGACAGAAUUUUAUUGUUUUACUAUUAACUUGAUUAUUAUCAGAAAAUAAUUAAAAUUAUUGAUUCAAUAUCUCUGUUAUAUAAUAUCUAUUUAGGAGAUGCAUGUAGAAACAUGGUUAGAAGAUACUUAAAGGAGAAGUUCCCAACAAUUGCAUCUGCUGAAGAAGCUUAUGGAAUUUCCUAUUUUGGUGAAAAGGUAAAAUAUAGACGCUUUAUAGCAAAGUACUCUAUAAUUACAUCAUGUAAUUACUAUUCAUAUCAUACUGUAGGUAUCAACUGUGGGCCAGAGUGUACCAUCUACUCCACAUGUUGUGUCUGGUCAUACUACAUCUGCAAGAUCUCCACUGCUUGGAUUUUCUCCCUUACGUGAUGCAGAUUUUACCAAACUUCCAGGCUGUAUUCUUGAUAUUGUGUCCUCUGGGUUUUCAAGUCUAACUCCACGACAACGAGAACAACUACUCAUCCACUUGUUUCAAAAAUGGAUGGUAGAAGACAUUAACCCUCGUUUAGAUGCAACAUUCGUCCCUCCACAGCUCUUACCACUUAUUGCCAAUGCUAUGUCUGUACUCCGUGCUGGUAAUAAAGAUAAUCUUAUUUAUUAUGCUGCUAGAUGCUUUGGGGAACAACUUCAUGGAGGUGCUAGUCCUAGAAUGCCAUUGGAUAGAAUGCCAUUUGGUCUAAUCUCACAUAAUCUGAAAUUUUUCUCAUCCGACAACGUUUACACCCUUCAAGCUCCAGAUGACUACAAAUCUUGGUGUCAAUCCAUGUACACUUUGUUUGGAAACAAGUGGGCAUCAAUGCACUUGGGACCAAUGUGGUCCUAUGAGGUAGAAAGUGAGCAUGUGCCUGUUACUAAUGAUUCUUCGUUAAGUUUAGAUAUUAUAAGCCAAGCAUUGCAAGAAACAUUUGGAUCCGACACAAAUAUGGUAAGUAUGGAAAACCCAUUGCCUGCAUUGGAAAGUGCACAAGAUUUAAAUACAAAUGAUGAUGUUGUGAAGUCUGGCAGGACCAUUAAAGGAGAUCCUUUGAAGGUAAAUUAUUCUAGUAGGUAAGUUGUAAUUGACCUGUCCAUAUAAUUAUGUAGUUAUACUGUACUCAUUUAGAUUGAUUACAGUUAAAUGCUGUGAUUUGAGUACAUUCUUUUCUCUAUUUUCUAGGCAAAAAUUAAUAUUGCUGGACCUAGUGCACGGACAAUUCAGCGGAUGAACAAGGCCAGUGAUUUUAGCAAGGGCACUGAGAUUCAGGUAUGUAUACUGGUGUACAUUGGCAUACCAAGGCAAUUACGUUCGGGUGGGGGGGGGUGUAUUUCCCUAAAGUUACAGAUGAAAAACUCCCCCCCCCCUGCUCAAAACCCAAAUACAUCCAACUAAGAAAGAAUGUAGUUGAUUGAAAUAUUAAUUGUAAGUACUGUACAUUAAUUAUGUCUGUUAAUUGUAUUUCACAGAUAUCUGCUUUGAAAUUUUUACAUGAAGCCUAUCCAAAUGGAAGGUGGUGGUUGAAAGCUGAUGGUACUGAUAUUCAAGAGGGACUCAGAGAAUCCAUGAGAAAUGAAUGGUCAGGUGAUGUAGACCUAGGAGAUGGUAAGUUAGGGAGUAAGUAUUCCAAAUACUUAGAAUACCUUAAGCUUGUCCCCAAUAUAGGGUUGAAUGAUGGGGCUUCAUCUAACAACGUCAAAGAAGAUCUUAAAAAGGUGUGCUCUAAGCUAUCCAUAGAGAAUGAGUUCCUGACAAAUGGUCAUGCAGAUGCCAAAAAGGAUUACAAGAAUGUCCAGGAUAUGGCCAAAUCUACAGAGAAAGCAUUGUUUGCAUGUGCGUGGAACGUAGAAGAGUUUAGCAAGUUGCUUGAGAAGAAUGUGUCCUUGUCACAGUCAUUGAAUAACAUCAUCAGCAUCCUGGAUAGUGAAAACAAUUAUUCUGUAAAUAUCGCAACAACUCUGACUAGUUUACGUCAAGAAUUACUGGAUUAUGUUAAAGGUAUUAAUAAUAAAUUAAAGUGUUAGUUCUAUUUUUAUAGAUCAAUUUAUGUGUGCCACAUGUUCCAAGGUUAAAUAUAUAUUUCAUUAUAUUGCAAAAGGAUGAAAAUAUUUCAAUCAGAUUGUAUGCUUCUUAGCAAAGCAAUUACAAACAUCAUGGAAAUGUUGUAUAUAAAUUGAAUUAAUUAAAAUUAUAUCACUUCACUAUCUUCUAUCAUAGGUUUCAUGGAGUAGUACUGUACAGUUAACAUACAGUCAUAUAUUAAUUUUCUUAUAAGGUUUUUAAUAUUUAAGGUAUUACUACAAAGACACGAAUAGCAGCAUCUCAUAUAUUGAUCUUCAUGGUAAGUGAUGAAUUGAGAGAUUUUAAACCGUAUGCUGUUCCUGUUCGUGUUCUUAAGUACAACAGUCUGACAGACAAGAAUGCACGAGACCUGAAGGAUGAAUUGAAAACUGCAAUGGAAGACAUUGGCAUGGUAACUGUAG
Paramuricea clavata is the source of this 4143-nucleotide messenger RNA. NCBI's taxonomy places the organism in Eukaryota, Metazoa, Cnidaria, Anthozoa, Malacalcyonacea, Plexauridae. The record is from the annotation of a GenBank genome assembly.